GGCGGGGGGGGAGGGAACUCCUGGAGGGUCUUAGGCCGGCCCUCGAGACGCCGCAGAGAGAAGAUGCAGUGAGGGCGGCCUGGCUGGAGUCGUGGAGCCGAGCGCCACGGGUGGCAAGGGCCAAGUGCUGUUCCCCGCGGGGGCGCACGGCCGCAGGCCCCGGAGGUGGUGCCUUCCCCAAAAAACCGGCGACGGAGGUGGGGGGCCUUCCUCGCGGCCACUGCCGGGGCUGCAAAGAGGCUGCCCCUCAGCCUCCGUUGGGCUCCUUCCCUAGUGGGAGGGCGAGAGGGAAAGAGGGAGGAGAGAGAGGAGGGGGAGGAGGGAGCUGGGGAGAGGGGGGCUCCGCGCCAACCGCCGGCGGAUCCAGCAGCUCCUCGGGGAGGACGGGCGGGCGGGCGGGGGAGGGCGCGCCGAGGCCCGCUCCGGAGAAGUGGCCGCGGAUGACGGCAGAGGUGCAGCCAGCCCCGCGCGCGCAGCCCCCUCCCCCUCGCCCUCCUCCCCCCCCUCCUCUUCCUCCUCCUCCUCCUCCUCCUCCUCCCGGCUCGUCGGCAGCGCAGAGCAGCGGCGGCAGCGGCGGCGGCGGCAGCAGCCACCCGAUGUCUUCGGCGCCCGAGAAGCAGCAGCCACCGCACGGCGGCGGCGUCGGCGGCGGCGGGGGAGGCGGCGCGGCCAUGGACCCCGCGUCGUCCGGCCCGUCCAAGGCCAAGAAGACCAACGCCGGCAUCCGGCGCCCGGAGAAGCCGCCCUACUCGUACAUCGCGCUCAUCGUCAUGGCCAUCCAGAGCUCGCCCACCAAGCGCCUGACGCUCAGCGAGAUCUACCAGUUCCUGCAGAGCCGUUUCCCCUUCUUCCGCGGCUCCUACCAGGGCUGGAAGAACUCCGUGCGCCACAACCUCUCUCUCAACGAGUGCUUCAUCAAGCUGCCCAAGGGCCUCGGGCGGCCUGGUAAAGGCCACUACUGGACCAUCGACCCGGCCAGCGAGUUCAUGUUCGAGGAGGGUUCCUUUCGGCGGCGGCCGCGCGGCUUCCGAAGGAAAUGCCAGGCGCUCAAGCCCAUGUACAGCAUGAUGAACGGGCUCGGCUUCAACCACCUCCCGGACACCUACGGCUUCCAGAGCUCUGCCGGCGGCCUCUCGUGCCCGCCCAACAGUCUGGCGCUGGAGGGUGGCCUGGGCAUGAUGAACGGCCACUUGCCGGGCAACGUGGACGGCAUGGCUUUGCCCAGCCACUCGGUGCCACACCUGCCCGCAAACGGUGGGCACUCGUACAUGGGCAGCUGUGGCGGCGCAGCGGCGGGUGAGUACCCGCACCACGACAGCUCGGUGCCUGCCUCCCCGCUGCUGCCUGCAACCGCCAGCGGGGUCAUGGAGCCGCACGCAGUCUACUCGGGCUCCGCGGCCGCCUGGCCACCCUCGGCCUCUGCAGCCCUCAACAGCGGCGCCUCCUACAUCAAGCAGCAGCCCCUGUCCCCCUGCAACCCCGCGGCCAACCCCCUGUCUGGCAGCCUCUCCACGCACUCCCUGGACCAGCCGUAUCUACACCAGAACAGUCACAACGCCCCAGCUGAGUUGCAAGGCAUCCCGAGGUAUCACUCCCAGUCCCCUGGCAUGUGUGACCGCAAGGAGUUCGUCUUCUCCUUCAACACCAUGGCGUCCUCGUCCAUGCACUCGGCCGGCAGUGGCUCCUACUACCACCAGCAGGUCACCUACCAAGACAUCAAGCCCUGUGUGAUGUGAGACCACAGCUAGCAGGCCCCACCGGGCCCGGGCGGCCUGGCGCAGGGACCUGGAACGCAUUGCAAGAAACUGCUUUAUUCUUGAGGUAUAACCGUAGGCAGAAGACGAGGGUUUGACCCCUACCCACCUGGAUUAUUUGGAAAGAAAUCCCCAAGGCAAAGACGCAACAUGGCGGUCAGCACCUCCUCCCCAACUUCUUCAAAAGAUUAACACAUGGUGGCUGUGGGGUCUGUCUGACCGCAGCUGUUGGUAAAUAAGUAUCUGUUUUUGAUCCAGUUGAAGGCGGCUGAGAAGGUGCUGUGUUGGGGGGACCCUCGACAUCUAAAUGAGAAUUCUGCUGAGGCCUCUCCCCGCCUUCCCUCCAAUGGCAGAAGUGGGGGAAGGUUUUCAGAAGGCAAACAUGUGAGACCAUCAUUAUCAAAUACUUUAUUUUUUGGUUGAGUAUUUAUCUUUUUAUUUUUAAUUUUUUUUUGAAAGAAUGUCUUGGAAUGCGCAAGUCUCCUCUUAGAGCCGGGUUUUGCAGGGAAGGGGGGGCAAGAAAUCCCAUCUCCCUCCCCAUCUCCGAAGCCCUCCAGCAACCACAGGUGGAUCUUUGUGCGGACUUGCAUUUCCGAAGCCACUGUUCCUCUUACAAAAGGAAACCAGGAGGAGCCCAGAAGCAGGGGCUCCCCGGGCCUCUGCCCUCCCCUCAGUCCUCCUCGGGCCUUCUCUACAGUCCUUUUGGUUUUGUUUCCGAUUGCAUUUUGACUUUUUCGGCGGGUGUUCGUCUCACAAGACCCAACUGUCUCCCGAUCUCUACUGUAAAAACGUGCUGGUGUGAGAGCAAGGGGAGCACAGCGCGGCGCGGGGACAGGGAAGGCCGGUGAGCGCACGAAUUCAGGAUUGCGGCGAAGGCGACGCAGAAAGGUUAAGGCACUUUUUUAAACUAUAGCAAGGCUCAUCCUGUUAUUUAUUCUACUUUCUUCCCUAAUAAUCGAAACACCGCAUCGGCUCCUCCGUUUAUCAGUAUUAAUGGUGUAACUUUGUUGGCAAUAUUUGCCGCGUAGAAAUUUUUUUUUUUUUUAGAGAUCCAUUGUAAAUUUGAAACAAAGUCCAAUCUGUGUAAAAACAAAUUUCCAUAUGUUUAUAUAAAUAUAUAUAUAAAAUGAAGGACUACCCCUUUUUUUAGUAUUUGGCUGCUGGGGUGCAGCGUUUGUGACACGUAUUUUAAAUUUCCUUCUGCACUGUAUAAAAUGACAAUUCGAGGAUGUUUUGCCUUUUGUGUAUUUUUUCCUAAAAAAAAGAACAAAAAUAAAAAUGUAUAACAUUUGUA
Lontra canadensis (Northern American river otter) is the source of this 3048-nucleotide messenger RNA. RefSeq names its product forkhead box F1 (gene FOXF1). Gene Ontology annotation, biological process: regulation of transcription by RNA polymerase II; animal organ morphogenesis. Lineage: Eukaryota; Metazoa; Chordata; Mammalia; Carnivora; Mustelidae. Gene Ontology annotation, cellular component: nucleus. The coding region runs from base 441 to 1736 and encodes 431 amino acids. Gene Ontology annotation, molecular function: DNA-binding transcription factor activity, RNA polymerase II-specific; RNA polymerase II cis-regulatory region sequence-specific DNA binding. The record is from RefSeq and is a predicted model, not a curated record. The transcript is spliced from 2 exons.